Molecule: messenger RNA, 1023 nt
Organism: Darwinula stevensoni
Lineage: Eukaryota; Metazoa; Arthropoda; Ostracoda; Podocopida; Darwinulidae
Source: the annotation of a GenBank genome assembly
AUGCGCCUGUCUGACGGCAGCGGCCUAGAUGUGCUGACCGAGCUGCAAAAAGUAGGACGCAACGAACGCGCCAUUGUCAUUACCGCCUACGGUUCGGCUGAAAAUGCGGUUGAGGCACUCAAAGCGGGGGCCUUUGACUAUAUUGGCAAACCGGUUGACCUACAACAAUUGCGUAACGUUCUGGCCGCGGCCAUACAUGAGCACCAAUUACAGCUCCAAUUACAAAACCAACUACACCUCCAAUCACCAGACCAAGUGCCCGAUAAAGCGCCCACUGUCGCACAAAACCUUCUUUCCCCCAGGGCCCAGCAGGCCUUAACGCGGAUUGAAGGCAGCAGCCACGCGAUUGUGCAGCUACGCCAACAAAUCGCCAAGGCUGCCCGCGGUAUGGCGCCUAUUUUGAUACGCGGAGAAUCGGGUACCGGUAAAGAGCUCACGGCCUCCGCCAUUCAUGCCUGCAGCCAGCGGGCGCAAGGGCCUUUUGUCGCGGUGAACUGCGGCGCAAUACCUGAAAACCUGCUGGAGGCCGAAUUCUUUGGUGCCCGCAAGGGCUCUUACACCGGUGCAGGGCAGGAUCGACCUGGCUAUUUUCAGGCAGCCCACGGGGGCACCUUGUUCUUAGAUGAAAUUGGCGACUUACCCCUGGGUAUGCAAGCCAAGCUGCUGCGCGCCAUACAAGAGCGCUGCGUGCGCCCCUUAGGAUCAACCAAAGAAGAAAUGGUGGAUGUGCGCAUCGUCAGUGCGACCCACCACGACCUAGGGGCAGCAGUGCAAACGGGGCGUUUUCGCCAAGACCUUUACUACCGCCUCAACGUCAUUGAAUUAUUGCUCCCCCCCCCUGCGCGAACGCCGCGAAGACAUCCCCCAACUCGCAGCGGUACUGCUGGAGAAGAUCGCUCGCGAAUCGGGCCUAGAGUUACGCCCCCUCUCUCAAAAUGCCCUGACCCUAUUGAUGGAGCACCCUCUCAGUGGCAAUGUGCGCGAACUGGAAAACCUCUUACAACGCUCACUCGCUAUGUCUGA